Messenger RNA from Cetraspora pellucida, 1034 nucleotides. The record is from the annotation of a GenBank genome assembly. NCBI's taxonomy places the organism in Eukaryota, Fungi, Glomeromycota, Glomeromycetes, Diversisporales, Gigasporaceae.
AUGCAGUCAGUUGAAGUAAAAGGUGCUCCAGAAAUUCCAGGAGAAGGAAAACCAAGACGUAACGCUUGCUCUCCUGAUAAAUUGCUGGAUUUUCCUCCUGAAGCAACUACUUUAUAUGAAAAUUUUUUGCACGGAGUUAAGAUAUCAGUCGCUCAACCUUAUGUUUGGCAAACAUAUUCAGAAGUUCAACAACGUGUUGCAAAUUUUGGUUCAGGCCUAUGCAAAUUUGGCUUGAAACCUAAAGCAUCUCUUGGAUUCUUUUCUAUUAAUACUCCAGAAUAUGUUAUCGCUGAACUUGCCUGUAACCAAUACAAUUUUGUAUCUGUACCACUUUAUGAUACUUUGGGCACAGAAGCGCUUAAAUUUAUUAUUAAUCAGACAGAGUUGGAAUUUGUAUUUACUACUUCAAAUAAAGGUCGAACUCUUUUAGAUAUGAAAGAAUCAAUACCAACUCUUAAAACUAUCAUCACCUCUGAUGAUGCAGAUCAAGAUUUUAUAGAUCAAGCUAAUGGAUUAAAAAUUCAAGUUAUCGAGUUUAAGACUGUAGAAAAUGAUGGUAAAACUCAUAAGGCAGAAGAAGUUAAUCCUAAACCUGAUGAUAUUGCUACUAUCUGCUACACUAGUGGUACCACUGGAAUGCCUAAAGGUGUAGUUUUGACUCACAGGAAUUUAAUGGCAAUAGUUUGUAGUUUAAUAUUCCUUGGAGAAAAAGGAAAAAUGAUAAAAAUUACCAAGGAUGACGUACAUAUUUCGUAUUUACCAUUGGCUCAUGUUUAUGAAAAAACAAGUGCUGCUACAUUUAUUUAUGCUGGUUGUGCAAUCGGAUUUUAUCAAGGCGAUACUUUAAAAUUAUUGGAUGAUAUUGCUGAAUUGAAACCGACUAUAUUUAUUUCUGUACCAAGGCUACUUAAUAGAGUAUAUGAUAAAGUGUUUGCUUCACUUAAAGGAAAAAGUAAAGUAGCUCAAUGGUUGUUUACAACUGCGUAUAAUGCCAAAAAGAUUGGCUUAUCAAAAGGUCAAAUUGAUCAUUGGUU